Messenger RNA from Dovyalis caffra, 480 nucleotides. Lineage: Eukaryota; Viridiplantae; Streptophyta; Magnoliopsida; Malpighiales; Salicaceae. The record is from the annotation of a GenBank genome assembly.
AUGAUCUAUAAGGGUUUGUGGCAGAGAGAGAUUACAAAAGAGAAAGAAGAAGCGAGGAGUGAACAUGAAAGGGAAGUGAAGGGGGAUGGGCAUGAAUUUAUAGAAGGAAGCAAGUGGGUGGCACAACUUGUUAAAAGUUGUUGGGAAGAACUAAAAGGUGCAAUUCAGGACUUUUCUCUGCAUCGGCCCAUUCAUUGCCUGUUUAAGCAGAUGCUAGCUAGAGACUGCAAGGACGCGCAUCAGAAACAUCAGGAGAUUUCUGUCCUGGCAAAUGCCAAAUCAAAAUUUCCGGAAGUUUUAAAGCGGGCAAUCAACUACAAGGCAUACCAAGAAUCGCACGCAAAGUCUGCAGAGAUGUCAAGAAACCAAUGGUUGGUACAUUUGUUAAUCGCAAAAAAUCAAUAUAAGAAGCCGACGACAAACUUUAUGGAUGGUCGGUACGUAGAUAUUGUUGUUGACACACACUGUCGUCAUACCUGA